Molecule: messenger RNA, 1541 nt
Organism: Phaeodactylum tricornutum CCAP 1055/1
Lineage: Eukaryota; Bacillariophyta; Bacillariophyceae; Surirellales; Neidiaceae
Exons: 1
Coding region: 77-1474 (465 amino acids)
Source: RefSeq, a predicted model, not a curated record
GUCAAUAUAUUCUCCGAGUGUCGAUCCUAGCCUCUCAAAUCUUUUGCUCAUAUCCAAUCUUCUCAACGUUUCUCUCAUGAAUAUCAUCUUUGCGUUCCUUGCAGUCCUUGCGACUUCCUUGGCGGCGGUACGUGGUGAAGUUCAGUCCUACGGAAAGGGUGGCCAUCCGGACCACUUGGACGACCAGGAGAGGGCGAGAGCUUUAGCGGGUAUGAUGAUGACUGUCAACCGAGAACGGAUGAUGAUCAUACCAAAUAGAGUGCGUAUGAUGAUGACUGUCAACCGAAAACGGAAGAUGAGCUACAAUCGAAAGAGGAAGACUCCUACCGAUCCGCCGACUUCGGCUCCGACUAUGAAGCCCACCGGCGCUCCGUUAGAAAUACCAGUCAAUGUCCCAACUUUGAUGCCUGCUCCAUCUCCGACUGCAGCCCCAACCUUGAUGCCAACUCCAUCUCCAACUGUAUUCCCAACUUUGAUGCCGUCGUCGAUGCCCUCGUUGGAACCUUCUUCAGUGCCUUCUUCUGUUCCGUCUUUGUCCUCGAUUCCGUCGUCGAUGCCGUCGUCAAUUCCGUCAUUGAUGCCGUCGUCAAUGCCCUCGGUAGCACCACCACCCCCUGGAACCAGCUGGGUAACCAUAAGCAGUGCGGCCGACAAUGCCUGGUUUGGAGUUACCUACGGCAACGAAAUCUUUGUGGCAGUCUCUGAGGAUGGCGACAAGCGUGCCAUGACCAGUACGGAUGGCGAAACCUGGACUCUACCGGAAAGUGUACCAUUAAACACUUGGUAUGGCGUCACUUUUGGAAAUGGAACGUUUGUUGCAGUGGCCACAGAUACCACCAUGUACAGUUCGAAUGGCAUGGAUUGGACCAGUGCGACCGGUGUGCCCAGCGGUUCUUGGAAUGCCAUCACCUACGGAAACGGAUUGUUUGUCGCCGUAUCCGUCGGUGGCGGCAAUCGCGUCAUGACCAGUUCCGACGGCAUGGCUUGGACGAGUCGUACCAGUGCGGCCGACAAUUCGUGGUUAAGCGUCACGUACGGGAAUAACAUGUUUGUGGCAGUCUCUCGUGAUGGAGCGAACCGGGUCAAGACCAGUCCCGACGGGGAGAGUUGGACGGCUCGUACCGCUGCGGCAGCCAAUGACUGGAGAAGCGUCACGUACGCCAAGGAAAAGUUUGUCGCCGUGUCCGCCGAUGGCGACAACCAAGUCAUGACGAGUACAAAUGGCGAAACCUGGACAAGUCCGACCACUGCGCCGCCAUCUGCUGGUUGGCGUAGUGUGACGUUUGGUGGCAACACAUUCGUCGCCGUCGCGGCCUCUGGCGACGGCAGUCGCAUCAUGACCAGUCCGGACGGCGAGAGCUGGACCCCACAGACGACUCCCGCAGCGAACAGCUGGCAAAGCGUGACUUUUGGCGCGAACAAGUUUGUGGCGGUAUCCAGUAGUGGCACGGGCAAUCGAGUCAUGACCGGGUAGGGUUUCGGGGCUCCCGUGUAGAAAACCCCUACGUCAAGCGGUACAUGAGGGGUUCAUAUCCCUAAGC